Molecule: messenger RNA, 2421 nt
Organism: Botrytis fragariae
Lineage: Eukaryota; Fungi; Ascomycota; Leotiomycetes; Helotiales; Sclerotiniaceae
Product: putative homoaconitase protein
Exons: 4
Coding region: 1-2421 (806 amino acids)
Biological process (GO): L-lysine biosynthetic process
Molecular function (GO): 4 iron, 4 sulfur cluster binding; homoaconitate hydratase activity
Source: RefSeq, a predicted model, not a curated record
AUGUUGUUGAGAAUUGGUCCAAAGGGCCUGCGAGUCAGGGCUUCCCGUCCUUUACACGAAUUGGGAGCUCUCCGCGGGGGCUAUCGUGCAUAUACGGCGACGGCGAGACGUUGGCAAGAUGUAUUUCACUCGCAGACCGAAGAUCCAAACUCUUCGGCCAUUCUAUCUUCCCUAAAAACUACGCCUCGUGUUGCGCAGACACUCACGGAGAAAAUUGUUCAACGAUAUUCCCUCGGACUUGCGAAGGAUAAGGUUGUGAAGUCUGGAGAUUAUGUUACCCUCUCACCCCAUUACUGCAUGACCCAUGACAAUUCCUGGCCCGUCGCAACUAAAUUCAUGUCCAUUGGUGCAACCAAAAUUCACAAUACUAAUCAAAUUGUUUGCACUCUCGAUCACGAUGUACAGAACAAAAGCGAAACGAACCUUAAGAAGUACAAACAAAUUGAGGAAUUUGCACGCCAGCAAGGUGUGGACUUUUACCCCGCAGGACGAGGAAUUGGACAUCAGAUUAUGGUAGAGGAAGGAUAUGCUUGGCCCGGAACUGUCACUGUCGCUUCAGACAGUCACAGUAACAUGUAUGGUGGUAUCGGAUGCUUGGGCACACCUAUGGUGCGAACAGAUGCCGCAAGUAUUUGGGCAACAGGUCGAACCUGGUGGCAGAUUCCACCAAUCGCUAAAGUCACCCUCACUGGAGUUUUACCAAUCGGAGUUACAGGGAAAGAUGUCAUCGUUGCACUUUGCGGUCUAUUCAACAGUGACGACGUUCUCAACCACGCCAUCGAAUUCACAGGAUCGGAACAAACAAUGCGCAGUUUACCCAUCGAUGAUAGACUUACCAUUGCAAACAUGACAACCGAAUGGGGUGCUCUAUCAGGUUUGUUCCCAAUUGAUUCGGUCCUCGAGAAAUGGUUGAGAUAUAAGGCUACAACAAGUGCAAUGUUUGCCCCGAAUAACGGCAAAGAACCCCGAUUCACCCAUGCUCGCAUCGAUGACUUGGUUCAAAAUCAACUUGUAGCAGAUAAGGGAGCUACCUACGCCAAAUCUUUGUACCUCAACCUUUCGACUCUCUCUCCUUACGUUGCUGGUCCCAACAGUGUCAAAAUCGCCACACCAAUCCGCGAUUUGGAAGCGCAAAAGAUCAAACUCAACAAGGCAUACCUCGUAUCAUGUACCAACUCUCGUGCUUCCGAUCUUGCUGCUGCUGCCAAGGUUUUCAAGGACGCUGCUGAGUCUUCUCCCGAUAAGACUAUUCCCAAAAUCCCCGAAGGUGUCAAUUUCUAUAUCGCUGCUGCUUCCAUUCCCGAGCAAGAAGCCGCCGAAGAAGCAGGUGAUUGGCAAGCACUUCUCGCAGCUGGUGCACAACCCUUGCCAUCAGGAUGCGGCCCAUGUAUCGGACUUGGUACUGGCUUGUUAGAACCAGGUGAGGUUGGUAUCAGUGCAAGUAACCGAAACUUCAAGGGACGUAUGGGAUCUACCGAUGCAAAGGCAUAUCUGGCGAGUCCUGAGGUUGUCGCUGCCAGCGCUCUUAGUGGCUAUAUUUCAGGUCCCGGAUGGUACCAACCACCUAUUGGUGUGAAUAAGGUUGUUCUUGGGGAAGGUAAUGGAAAUGUCGAAGAAGAUAAGGCUAUCAGCAUUGAGGAAGCACUCGAGAAACUCAUCUCACAAGCAGAGUCGAUCGUCGAUGGAGCUGAGUCUAGUCUUUUUGGUACCUCUUCAAAGCCCGAGGAAACGGAUUCCGAAUCAUUAACAGAGAUUCUUCCUGGUUUCCCUGAAAAGGUUGAGGGUGAGAUUGUUUUCUGUGACGCUGAUAACGUCAACACAGAUGCUAUCUAUCCAGGCAAAUACACCUACCAAGAUGGUGUCUCGGUUGAGAAGAUGGCUGAAGUAUGCAUGGAGAACUACGAUAAAGAAUUCCGCACGAUCGCUCGUGAAGGUGAUAUCCUAGUCUCCGGCUUUAACUUUGGGUGUGGCAGUUCUAGAGAACAGGCUGCUACUGCCAUCCUCGCCAAGAAGAUUCCCAUGGUGGUUGCUGGAAGCUUCGGAAACAUUUUCUCCAGGAAUAGCAUUAACAAUGCUUUGAUGGGAGUUGAGGUUCCAAGAUUAGUACAAAGACUCAGGGAACACUUUGCCGCUUCUGCACCAGUGCCAAAGAAGGAAGUCACAGAGCCAAGUGAGAAUAACGAAAGUCUUGACUCGCCAAAGCCAGCUGAACAAGCCGUACCACAAGGAGAGAAGAUUUUAACUAGAAGAACCGGAUGGAAGUUUGUAUGGGACGUUAGACGAAGCAAGGUAGAGGUGCAGGAAGGUGAGGGUGGUGAGAAGUGGAGUCAGAAGGUUGGAGAGCUACCACCCAAUGUGCAAGAAAUCAUUGCCAGAGGAGGUUUGGAGAAAUGGGUCAAGGGAGAGCUUGCGAAAAACUGA